GACAUCAUGGCGGUCGUGGUAACAGAUUUCCUCCAAAUUUGUUGAUAUAACUCACAAUUCUGCCGAACGGCUGUAUAAAAUCGGACUAAGCUGCUGAUCAAGGGAAAGAACAAUAUACAUAGCCUGCAUAAAACAUAAGUUGACCAUCAUCAUGCCUGUCUACAUCAGAGAAAACAUGCAUAUUCCUCCACCAUCCAUGAUGUCCAGUUAUCUGGAUGAUGAGAGUGACUUCAUCACUGACCCAGAACAGAUGAGGGACCAGCUUCCGCAGCCGUACAGAAUGAUAAAUAAAAUAGUUGCUUACAUCUUUGAUGAGAGUUGGGAAGUUGCACAGUGUAGAGAGGAGCGGAGGAUCCUUGAAGAGUCACGUGUACGGCCACCACAAUAUGACUGUGGGACACCCAUGGAGCUCUUUGGCAAAUGUGGAUGUUUGGCUGACAGUAAAGACGGAAAGUUUGUGUUUAUUGGGUUACAAGACGGACUGGCAGUUGUUGAUGCCACCAAUCAACAAACUAUCACAAUAUGGGAGGAAGAGAAGACGGAGAUAGUGACCAUCAAGACAAGCAUAAUGGCUGGAGGACAGAACUAUGUGCUGAGUACAUUGGAUGACAUGGGCACUGCAAGAGUGUUUGCCUUUACUGGAGAGAAAGUUUAUCUGCUGAAGGUUAUGAAUGAGCCCCAAGAGGGUGGAUCCAAGGUGUUGGCUACAAAAUGUGAAUCCUCGAAUGAAGGUGACUACAUUGGUGUUGCUUUGGAAAAUCCAACAACACUUGAAAGAUGGCUAGAAAUAUAUCGAAAACCAGAAAACUGGGUAAAAGAACUGGAAUCGGUGAAGAGCCAAGCAUCAAAAACUAUUCAGACAACUGUCAAUGUCAAGGCACCAACUCCACACACUGAUGAUGGCAGAGAUGCUCCAAUAGAAAUUAGUCAUCCCUCCGAGAGUAUAGGAGGUAGCACUGUAGCAGACGAACCACCAUUGAGUGGCCAGGAAAGUCAGCGAAAAGCACCUCUUAGGAAACUGAAAAGUAGGAAAUCAAGCCAAAGUGAUCUUGGUUCUGGAAGCCGAUUGAAUUCCCCUGUACAAGGAGGAGCUGACAAGCAACAGGCUUACAAAUUCAGUCCUCCAUCUCUGGUACUAAAAGUGAAAGCUUCUCAACCAAUAGCUUAUUCAACUGCUAACAGCCCAUUCCAAGCCCUGAGCAAGAUUGACCAAACUGGAGACGUGAUUGGGACAGGCCUCUCCCAUAUUCUCACUGCUUCUCACCUUGAACUGAGAAAGACUGUGUUUGAACAUCUUCAUGAACAACAUAUCAAAUAUUUACCUCAAGAAGAAGAAGAGAAAGUCAUCCAACCAUCGUUCCAUUUCUUACAUCCUGGCCGUAUGCUGCCUGUAGGUCUGGAACAGAGCAGUCAAGCUGGUUUACCCACCUCAGUGGCAGUAUGGUGGACUGGCGGCACACAGCUGAUGCAUUACUCAUUACUCAAGUCUGCAAAAGAUGUGGAACAUAAACCUGAUCUAGUGUGGCCAUUUUCCUGUGCGAUUACGUCAACUACAGCAACACCUGAUACGUCCAUUGUGGCAAUUGGUCUGGAGAAUGGAACUGUCAUCAUCAUGGAUAUAAGAAUGGGUAUCCAGAGAAGAGCAGUUAGUGUAACAGACAAAGCUAAGAUCAGCCAGCUGACCUUCCUCAACCCAAACAUCAGCUAUCAAGAGAUCAAGACCUACCCGCCAUACCCAGUUCAGACGUCAUCUUAUGUGAUGGUCACCUGCGACAAUGGGUUCACUACACUUGUCAAUACGAAUCUCAGUGACGAGUCAACACCUAUCUCUGUGCUAGAAAAGGCUGAGGAACAAAGUGACUUGCCAUCCCACAUUGAACCAAUAGAAAGUUUGCCUGAACUUAUUCUUACCGUCUAUGAAGAUGGAACAAUCUUCCUUCAAGACGUUUUAAAGAAGAUGAGGUUGUGUGAAGUGGUAUUGCCAGACGACUAUGAACUCACUGCUCCUUGGGAGCCCAUCACUGCAUUAGGAGCCUCAGGAAAAAUGCUGUUUCUCAAAGGAACUCAAAAGGAAGCAUGUGAAGAGGCUGAGGAGAAAGAGUCUGCCAUAUUUGUAUUCCCGAUCAGAUCAUUCCCAGUGUUAGAUAGUUACUGGAGGAUGGACAGAGAAGUGCUUCCGUAUUCAGUCCAUACCAAAAUAGAUGACAGACUUGAGUCUUUACUCAGAGAAAGAAUCACAGUACAGCCAUUCAGACAAGCAAGAAUGCAGAAAAGAUGGGAACAGUUGAGAGAUGAGUUAGAAAUGCUUCAGAAUAUCAGAGAACAGAAAAAGGCGCAGUCGAAGUUUGUCUAUCUUGAACAGUAAAGGCCGAGUCAACUGUUGAUGGAUCUGAGGACGGUGAUCGAACAGUCCGCUUUGCUUAACCUAACUGUGCAAAGGAUCAUAGCACAUCCAGGUUGUUGGCAGGAGCCUUUACCAGAAGAGCAAAGACGGAGACAGAGAGGUUUAGGCUUCCUACAUACAAAGAUACCGUGAUAACUAUUGGAUUAUUCAUGGAUUUGCAUAGACGAGGAUUGCCUUGAUAGAUAUGAAGUUCGAACAUUAUAUCUGUUGAUGAUUGUGGUACCGGUAUGCUACCAUACACGGUAGCUAUGUAUCUGACAAUAUCCUGAACAGAAAUGAUACGCUAGAAGAUGUGCUUUGAGAUGUACUAUUCCGUCCUACCAUACUUUUUUUGCUCAAAAAGAACUAUUCCUUCCACGAGUCUGUACGUUUUGAAGUACUGUAUUGUUAUGUACUGUCCAUAAUGCAAUAUGUUGAAUCCGUCCAUGGGGAAAUACUUGUUAUUUAAAACUUUCUUUAACUUUCUGUGAAUAUGAAUGUUCCAACUUAAUGUAAAUAAAUGAAUAUGAUUCCGAAUGUGAUAUGAAAUAAUACAUUACAU
Messenger RNA from Lineus longissimus, 2945 nucleotides. RefSeq names its product WD repeat-containing protein 93-like. The coding region runs from base 152 to 2365 and encodes 737 amino acids. The transcript has 16 exons. NCBI's taxonomy places the organism in Eukaryota, Metazoa, Nemertea, Pilidiophora, Heteronemertea, Lineidae. Gene Ontology annotation, biological process: electron transport chain. Gene Ontology annotation, molecular function: protein binding. The record is from RefSeq and is a predicted model, not a curated record.